CAUUAAAAUGCAGUCCACAUGUGUGUCAUGAGUCAUAACGCGUCUUCUUCAAUUCUCCUCUCCUUCUUUUGCUCUCUCUACUGUGAUAAUAAUGGAGGAAGAAGACAUUCGAAUUCCUCCAGGUUUCGCCUCUCUAACAUCUUUCUCUCUUAAAAAGGUUAAAAAUGCGAAUGAUUCUCGGCUCCGCGAGGAAGAAGAAGAAGAAGCUGAGAAGACUUCAUCUCAGAUUGGUUCGGUUCGGAGCGUCUUUAAUGCGGAGCUGUAUAAACGGUCUGCUACGAAGAAUAGAUCCUGGAUAGUCUAUGAUCGCGUUGAAGAAGAGCCCAAAUAUGAUUCCGAAAAUGAUUUUGAGUGCUUGUAUUCGAGAGGCUGUCUUCCUGAUGGAGUGAUUCGGGGAUGUCCAAGUUGUGCCAAUUGCCUGAAGGUUGUUGCGAGGUGGCAGCCUGAACAGUCAUGCGUGCAUUUGCUUGAAGAAGCUCCGGUGUUCUGUCCUACCGAAGAGGAGUUCAAGGACACACUUAAUUAUGUCGAAAGCAUUCGUUCACUUGUAGAGAACUAUGGAAUAUGCCGUAUUGUUCCUCCUAAAUCAUGGGAACCCCCAAAUUUAAUUGAAGAAAAGAAAACAUGGGAUACUUCUAAGUUUUUCACUCAUAUCCAGCACAUUGAUGAGCUUGGUGACAUGUUUUUAAAGAAAAGUCUUCAUAGAGCUCAUUUGAAGAUGAGGCACAAAAGGAAACGAAGUUCUGUAAAAAAUUUGGUUUCGGGAUCAUGGAAAGGACACUAUGUAGUGGAUUGCCAAUCAGAAAUAUUACAAUCUGAAUCUGGACCAGAGUUCACCCUCCAAGGCUUUAAGGAUUAUGCAGAUAACUUCAAAAAACAGUACUUCAGUGAGAGGGAUGUUGAUAUUGACCGAAAUGCUAGUUCACCUCCGUUAAGCAAGAUAUUCAGACCUUCUAUUCGGAACAUAGAAGGUGAAUAUUGGCGAAUAAUCGAGAAACCUAAUGAAAAAGUUGAGGUGCUCCAUGCAGCUAAUGUUGAUGCUGAAAUCUUUAGAAGUGGGUCUCCAGCUAAACACAAUGGACAGAAGAUGCCCAAGAAUCCUGUUGAUAUACAGUCAGGCUGGAAUUUGAAUAAUACAUCUAUGCUUCAAGGUUCUCUUCUUCGUUAUGAUGCCUGUGACACUUCUUCCAUGUUGCACCCUCAGCUCAGUAUAGGAAUGUGCUUCUCAUCAACUUUCUGGAAAAUUGAAAAGCAUCAUUUAUACUCGUUAUGUUACAUGCAUUUGGGUGCUCCAAGAAUAUGGUAUGUCAUUCCUCAGCAGUAUUGCUUCAAGUUUGAAGAGAUUGUGAAGAAGCACAUUCCAGAAUCGUCAAAACAUCCUUGGUUGCUUCUCGAUGUUGCCACUCAAAUUUCCCUCUCAACUUUGAUAUCUGAAGGUAUACCUGUUUAUCGCUGUUUACAACAUCCAAAGGAGUUUGUUCUUGUUUUGCCUGGAUCGUACUACUCUCAACUUGAUUCUGGCUUUAACUGUUCUGAGGCUGUAAACUUUGCUCCAUUUGACUGGUUGCCUCAUGGUCAAUUAGCUGUAGAACGAUAUAGUGAGUUUCAUAGAAAGACAUCGAUCUCUUAUGAUAAGCUGUUGUUUGGAGCAGCUGGAGAAGCAAUUAAAUCCUUGGCUAAACAUUUGUUUGUUAAAGAUUGUUCUGAUAAUUUUCAAUGGAGUAGUGUCUGUGGGAAGGAUGGAACUUUGACAAAAGCAAUCAAGGCCCGUGUUAAGAGUGAAGGAAUGAGACAAAAGUAUCUAUGCAUUACGCUUCAAACACAAGUAAUGGGGGAGGACUUUGACACUAGCACCAAAAGAGAAUGCAUAACAUGUUAUUAUGAUCUACAUCUUUCUGCAGUUGGGUGUUCAUGUUCACCUAAUAAAUACACUUGCCUUCGCCAUGUCAAGCUGCUAUGUUCUUGUGAAUGGAGUUCUAAGUGCUUUUUUUAUCGCUAUGACAUGAGUGAGCUGGAUAUCAUGGUUGAAGCUCUGGAAGGGAAAGAAAGUGCACUAAACAAAUGGGCAAAAGAAAAGCUCGGAUUAACUCUUCAUUCUUACGUCUCUGAGGACCAGAGAAAUCCCGUUUCUACAGAUUAAAAAUUCAUGGAUUUCUUCAUUCGGAGUUCAAUGUCCAGAGCUUAUGCAAAUCAAGGGGACUCAAAUCCAGACCUGAUUACUUCAAUGAACACAAGAGCAGAAGAGAAACUUUAUGAAAGAACCAUCCAUUUGCUAGUUUGAUCCAGCUACCAUGAGGAGUAUUACUGCAAGAGUUUUGUGCAUCCCUUUAUUCCAGAACACCGAGUGAAUUGCUUCUUGACAUUUUGGUUUGGUGAUGUAAGCAGAGACGUUAAUUGUCCCUCGUGGAUUGAUAUUCUUCUAAGGUAUGAAUUUUUUCUUCUUCUCAAGUAAAAGUAGAGUUACUCUUGAAUGUAAAAGUGAUUUAUUCUUUUUUCCCUGUAAAACUAUAGUUACCCUUGAAUGUAAAGUUGAUGUGCUGUAACAGUUCAUCAGAAUAACUUAAGAUUACUCCCCUAGUGUGCUGUAACAAAGGUUGGUAAAAUUG
Messenger RNA from Cuscuta campestris, 2606 nucleotides. The record is from the annotation of a GenBank genome assembly. Lineage: Eukaryota; Viridiplantae; Streptophyta; Magnoliopsida; Solanales; Convolvulaceae.